UACUUCAUCAACGUCAGCAUUGGCACUCCUAAGCAGGAUGUACACGUCGUCUUCGAUACUGGCUCCUCUACUCUCUGGGUCAGAGAUCAAAUCUUCGACGUCUCCAAGUCAUCCACUGCCAAGAACCUCAACAAGACCGUCCCACUUCAGUAUAAUGAUUCUGGCAAUGCCAGUCUCACUAUCUUUAGUGACAAGAUCGAUGUUGGCGGCCUUGAGGUCAACCAAAUUUUCGGUAUCUCCAGCAACUCCUCUCUACCCGAAUCGAUCGCCGGUGUCAUUGGAUUCGGCCCUACCGACCUCAAUAUCGAGUAUGACAAUAGGCUUGUCCCUACCCCCAUGGAUUCGUUCUACCGAUCUCACCAGAUCCCCAUUGAAGUUGUCGGUGUCGACCUCAGACCCACCUUCAACAACGCCACUCAGGUGGCCAACGGAGAGGUCACUCUUGGAGGUGUUGAUUACGACAAAAUCAAGGGAAAGAUCACCUACGUCCCCAUCACCAAGGAUUCUGCUGCCAAUAAGUACUGGGGUAUUGAUGUCUCCGGUGUCAAGUAUGGCGACAAGAAGGUCUACACCGCUGCCCCCGCUAUUGUUGACACUGGCGUGCCCUUUAUUUUGGUCGCUAAUGAAAUUGCCGACGCGAUCUACUCUGAAGUCAAGGGUGCCGAGUACGAUCCAGUCACUGGGCUUUACAUCAUCCCCCACGGCGAGAUCCACAACUUGAAGGGUGUUAGCUUCACCAUUGGCGGUAGAGAUUUCACCUUGAGUCCUGCUCAGUACUUGGUCCCCACUGACGUGACCGCCAACCAUGGCGGGAACCCUGGUAUCCACUACAGCUACAUUAGCAGCUGGGGCCCUACCUCGGACAAUCCAACAAUCAUUGGCCAAAAGUUCCUGGAGAACUACUAUUCUAUCUUUGACACUACCAACAGGCGUGUUGGUCUUGCCACA
Gamsiella multidivaricata is the source of this 948-nucleotide messenger RNA. Its product is annotated as aspartic peptidase domain-containing protein. Gene Ontology annotation, biological process: proteolysis. The record is from RefSeq and is a predicted model, not a curated record. Gene Ontology annotation, molecular function: aspartic-type endopeptidase activity. The annotation marks the transcript as partial. The transcript has a single exon. Lineage: Eukaryota; Fungi; Mortierellomycota; Mortierellomycetes; Mortierellales; Mortierellaceae.